AACGCGAACAAGCUAAAAGACAUGUGGAUUAUAAGCACCAACCCAAAAUACAUGGACAUUAGUGGAGAACGGCUCCGUGAGAUGCUACGCGAUGGUGGUGAGGUGGAUAGCGUGCUGAUGACAUUGGUGAUGAGAAGGUACCAACAGAUUGAUGUGGUAUUCGCUGCUGCAAAAGGAGAGGGAUGUUGGAGACAUUGGCUGGAGCCAGAUUUUGUGAACCAUGUUAGUAGAGGAGACAACAUUUCAAAGCUGAGGUACAUCAAGGACAUGUUCGUGGGGCCGCAUAUCACUUACGAGGUUCACAAAUGCACCGAGUUUGUGUUGCCAGUUAAAUUUGACUUUAAAUGGUCUACGUACAUAUGGGACUUUCCAAGGUCGAAGAUUUUUGUCCUCGACCCAACAAUGAACAAUGGGGAUGAGUCUGAUAAGGAAAUUCAGCUCAGGCACAGGAAGGUGGCAGACGAACUUCACAAGGCUAUAGAGAUGUGCAUAAAGUCAUUCUUCUCUGGAUGGGAUCCAAACAUGAGGUCGUGGAAUACAUGCUUCCCAAGGGGCCUGGCAACAGGGAUAUGCAAGAAGGAAGACACAGGGAUAUAUGCUACUCACUUUGGAAGGAAUUGGAUGGGAAGUAAACUGAAAAGGGAUAUGAACCCGGGUGAUGGUGUCAUGCAUGCUAGGAUGAACAUGCUUGUUGAUUUGCUUGGUUCAGAAGGUAAUAUUGGUCAUCUUCCUGCGAGGUACAAGGAUUGCCUUAUUCGCAAGAAGGACAAGAACAAGGAUUGACUUGUUCACAAGAAGGGCAAUAUGAACAAGUUCUUUUGCUGGGAGUGGACGGACUAAUUGAAAUGUCAGUGUUUGUUUAGCUUUGGAAGAGGACUGUUAAGACUUCCGAACUAAUUAUGCGGUCAAAAAUAUGAUGUACUCCGAAUUAAUUUGCUAUCAAUUGGUGAACAUGUUAAGUUAUUUUA
Molecule: messenger RNA, 968 nt
Organism: Triticum aestivum (bread wheat)
Lineage: Eukaryota; Viridiplantae; Streptophyta; Magnoliopsida; Poales; Poaceae
Source: RefSeq, a predicted model, not a curated record